Colletotrichum lupini is the source of this 813-nucleotide messenger RNA. Its product is annotated as Ulp1 protease family protein. NCBI's taxonomy places the organism in Eukaryota, Fungi, Ascomycota, Sordariomycetes, Glomerellales, Glomerellaceae. The record is from RefSeq and is a predicted model, not a curated record. The transcript has 6 exons. Bases 1 to 813 code for a protein of 270 amino acids. Gene Ontology annotation, biological process: proteolysis. Gene Ontology annotation, molecular function: cysteine-type peptidase activity; deNEDDylase activity.
AUGCCCAUCUCGUCUCGUCGCUGCUGGUCCCAAGUGCCGUCGGUGCUCUCCCCGCAGCAACCUUACUUGUCGUAUCACGAUAUUCUCCUCACCUACGAAGACAUCAAGUCGCUCAAGAACGACUGGUUGACAGACAACGUACGGCACACCUCCUACCCUGCGCUUGCUCCUACCUGGCUAACAAUUGCACAGAACAUUGCUUUCUGGGAAGAAUGGCUGGAACGCGAAGUCCUCCCCAAGUACCCUCAAGCCCGCAUCAUCCUGCUUCGGCCCUCAAUGACCUUCCUCCUCAUGAAGGAGCCCGACAUGCGCCAGAUCCGCUCCGCCCUCCCCGACUUCUCCAAAGUAACACACAUCUUCCUCCCCAUCAAUGACGCCCGCAACGUCGCCCAGGCCGAGGGCGGCUCCCACUGGUCCCUGCUGCUCGUCAGCGCCAUCGACGGCGUCGCCUUCCACUACGACUCCCUCGGCGGCGCAAACUACGCAGAAGGCCGCCUCGCCACCCACAAGAUGUCCGAGAUCCUCGGCCGCCCACUCCGCUAUCUCAACCUCGACGACUCUCCCCAGCAGGAGAACGGCAGCGACUGCGGCGUGUUUGUGUGUAUCCUAAUGCGCCACCUGCUCAUCAAGCGCCUCCUCAGCGCCAACGCUCGCGAAAAGGUCAGCAUGAGCAUGGCCAAUAAGCUGAUUGACAGCCACGGCGGACGUAAAGAGAUGCUCAAAAUUAUCGAGAGCUUGCGCAAGGAGGGCGAGCGGAGGAGAUCGAGAAGCGCAUCACCGUACUCGUCAAAGACGCCGCCACGGAUCGAGUAG